GGAUCAACAUCUUGUCGCUUUGGUAGCUACCUCUAACCUUGUGAGAACAGAACAGUCUAGGUCCGUCAAGAGCAAGCUGUACAUCGAUGUGGGACCCAUACAACGCAAUUGUAUACAGACACAACAAGCCUAGUCGACCGGGAAACGAGCCAUGACGGGCAUCCGCAUAUACCUCCACUCUCCGCGUUCGCGACAACACACCUCCGAUCUCAGUCGGUUACUCUGCUGCACCGCUGGUUAGUUAGUCGCACCAUACGGACGGCCCAGCCAGAGCAAUACCUACCUACCUCUGAACGACUACUCACUACUCACUACAAGAUAGUCGGCUUCGUACGCUGCGCGAGGCCCUAUUCCCACCACUUCAAUAGCACGUACGUAACCAGUGAGGGAAACCUGAUCGGUGACGAUAUGCUUGGCCAACAUGUUGGUCUCGAAACAGCCGCUCAGAUGGUAAGCUUUUGCCGAUGAUCAAAGCAAGGCACUGCCCUACGUGGCUUGCUUCCUCGAGUGUGUUUGCUUGCGGCUAUUGUACUAGCUUCUAGCCAGUCUUUAGCCAUCCAGGAAGUCUGCUUUGGUUUUUUCCGGCUUCCAUUUUGCCGCUGGAGAUGUUGGGCGGGGAAGAAGUCGAUGAUGAAAAUGUUGUCGACUUCCUCGAAGGUCGAGAGCUUGUCCAUCUCCUCGGCCCUCUGUACUUGACCCCGACUGUCCAGGAGCAUUAUGGCUCUUGUUCGAUAUCUUGCAGCCCAUCUGGCGGCAGCAGGCUUAAUUGUCACUGGAGCCGUACUGGCAAGUCCUUUCAGCAACGCUGUCCACGAUGCCGACAUCGCCACCGACUUUGUCUCCGAGCUUACGCAGAAUAUCACUGCCUUUCACCAAGAGCACCAGCAACUACCUCUACACAAGCAUGCUCUUGUCUGUAGCCAGUCUUCGUCCCUCACGGUUGAUGUAGGCUACGCCAAGUACCAAGGCCGACAAAAUUCCGCUACCGGCGUGAAUGUUUGGAAAGGAAUCCGGUAUGCAACUGCUGCAAGAUGGCAACCGCCGCGUCUUCCACCGCCGCAUCCCAAUGCCCCCAUCACUCAAGCGACGAAACAAAGUGCUCAGUGCCCGAAUUCCAGCCCAUCUGUGGGCGGUUCAUCCCAAAUUGAGGACGAUGAGGACUGCCUUUUCCUCAACGUCUAUGCCCCCGCCAAGGCGCAAAACCUCCCUGCCCUUGUCUGGAUUCAUGGUGGGGGCUACGGCUUGGGAAACAACGUUCAGGACAUGACCGAGAUCAUCAACGCAAACAACCAAGGCUUCCUUGUCGUCUCCAUCCAGUACCGCCUCGGCGCCUUUGGCUUCCUUGCUUCACAAGAAGUCAAGAACAAGGGUGUUGUCAAUGCUGGCCUCCUCGACCAGGCCUUUGCUCUCGCAUGGGUCAAGCUGUUCAUCUGCAAAUUUGGCGGCAACCCACUAGCUGUCACUAUCGCAGGCGAGUCCGCUGGCGCCGGCUCCGUCAUGUAUCACAACCUUGCCGUCAACGGUACUCUGGGUCCGCUUCUAUUCGACAAAUCCAUUGUCAACUCGCCCUACCUUCCAUUCCAGUACAACUACAACGAUGCUAUCCCUACUUCUAGAUACUAUGCCUUCGCUCAAGCUGCCGGUUGUCCCAGCAGUGGGGACGUGUUCGCCUGUCUUCAAAGCAAAGAUUCGGCCACACUACAACAAGCUAACUACGUUGUCACUAACCAAGCUCCUCAUGGCUACUGGGCUUUCUACCCCGUCACCGACCACGCCUACAUUAUGAGUCUUGCCAGCCAACAGCUUGCCGACAAGCAAGUGAACGGUAUGAAGCUUCUCGUUGGGUUCAAUGCUAACGAAGGCCCUCUGUUUGUCCCCAACAACAUCGACACCGAGUCACAACUCGCCGAAUGGCUCAAGGUGGAGUUUCCCAAGUUGUCCGCGACCCAAAUCAACUCCAUCCUCACCGCGAACCCCAACAGUAACCCAACUAACCGCGCGGGCCCCUUCUUUGAAACGAACGGUCUUUCCGGCGCCAACGCGCUGAACAUGUCUGGUGGUGCCAACGGCCAACAACAGCGCGGCUACAACAUCUACGCCGAAGCCACCUUUGUCUGCCCAGCCUACUGGUUUGCCUCUGCAUUCACCGGCUCUAGCGCUAAGAAGGCCUACACAUACCAAUACUCCGUCCCCUUUGCCCGGCACGGCACCGACAUCGCCGGCUACUUUGGUCCGCAGACCGAGAACCAAUCUAACGACUUCGUUCUUGCCUUCCGUCGCAUCUGGGGUAACUUCAUCAUUACUGGCAACCCAUCCAUCACCAGCCUGCUCGCCAACGGACAGUCAACGGGGACUACGAGCGCACAUCCUGUUGCGGCUUGGCCGGCUUGGACCGAGAGUGCUCCAAAGUUGGUGAAUCUGAAUGAGACAGGUGGUGUGCAGUACCAGGCACCGACGCAAUGGGGUUUCAAUGUGACGCAGUUCAAGGAUCCCGGCUUAGAGAAUGCUAUUGCUAUCGUGGAUGCUAACUCGUGGGAGGGAGGGAGAGGGCAGAGGUGCGCCUUCUGGAAGCAAUUAGCUCCUAGCAUUCCGGCGUAGAUGACUGCAUAAGGAUGACGAGGCGAUGGUUUGAACGUACUUUAGCCAACCUCUUACCUCAAAGUGUAUACCAGCUCAAUACCAUGCUCUCUGGUUGCUCCAUCUUGUCCUGUGCGCCUCGCUCCAAUGGAAGGGAUCAGCCUAGCUCGCGGAGAGUAGGUUACUUGGAUACUAAUC
Messenger RNA from Neurospora crassa OR74A, 2775 nucleotides. Its product is annotated as acetylcholinesterase. The coding region runs from base 718 to 2598 and encodes 626 amino acids. The record is from RefSeq and is a predicted model, not a curated record. NCBI's taxonomy places the organism in Eukaryota, Fungi, Ascomycota, Sordariomycetes, Sordariales, Sordariaceae. The transcript is spliced from 2 exons.